Cylindrotheca closterium is the source of this 969-nucleotide messenger RNA. Lineage: Eukaryota; Bacillariophyta; Bacillariophyceae; Bacillariales; Bacillariaceae. The record is from the annotation of a GenBank genome assembly.
AUGGAAAAUCAAAUGUACAUGAAGAAGGUAAACUCUGCAAUCCCUUACAUGUCUGAAAUUCUUGACCCUCUUGACAAAGCAGAAUUCAAGAGAGUUUUCUUCAAUGUUCACCCCAAGCCUUGGAAGGACGCCUUCCUGGAGAUCAACAGUACCAUCGGCAGCCAUUCCAUUGCCAGCAUCACUUCCUACAUGCAACGCAAGGCUGGACAAGCACACAACAAGGAAUUGAAGAAUCGACUCCACCAGAAGAUCGAAUCCAAAAAGAAGAAACGCACGGCUGGUGUCCAUCACAGGGACAAUUCAAAACCUUUCAAGAAAUCUCAUACCGACCCAGAGGAAAAGACAAAGCGUCCAAGGACCUUUGUGGCAUUGUCACACCCUUCGGCAACUAUUCUACUUGCUGACUUCGAAGAAGCAGACGUCUACAUUGACAAUGUUGGAAUCUUUUCCAACAAUUGGAACUCACACUUGGACAGCCUCAGAAAAAUCUUACAAAUGUUGCAAGUUAAUGGCUUUACCUGCAAUCUGCUGAAAUGUGAAUUUUGUGUGCAAGAAACUGAUUGGCUUGGUUAUUGGCUCACGCCUACUGGAAUCAAACCGUGGAAAAAGAAGAUUGAUGCGAUCCUCAGACUCAAACCUUCCAAGUCUGUCUUGGAACUCCGUUCCUUUAUUGGCGCAGUAACGUUUUACAAUGACAUGUUUCCGAAACGUUCACACAUUCUCGCACCUUUGACUGCACGUAUUGGACACAACAAGAAGAAAUUAGAUUGGACACCCGAAUGUCAAAAGGCCUUUGACCACAUCAAAACUGUACUCUCAAAGGAUGCAUUUCUGGCCUAUCCAGACCAUAAUCAACCUUUUCACGUCUACUGUGACGCUAGCGACUAUCAACUGGGUGUAGUCCGGUGGCAAAAUUCGCCUCCCGGAUGGAACGGCGCUGGGUCGUCUGCGAACAGUUUUCCCACGUAG